Molecule: messenger RNA, 1866 nt
Organism: Rhinocladiella mackenziei CBS 650.93
Lineage: Eukaryota; Fungi; Ascomycota; Eurotiomycetes; Chaetothyriales; Herpotrichiellaceae
Exons: 3
Coding region: 1-1866 (621 amino acids)
Cellular component (GO): RNA polymerase II transcription regulator complex
Molecular function (GO): DNA-binding transcription activator activity, RNA polymerase II-specific; transcription cis-regulatory region binding
Source: RefSeq, a predicted model, not a curated record
AUGCCUGGCCAACCCACAGACGGCCUCUUCCUCUCCCCUGACCAACAAGAGCUUCUUAUGGCCGCACUCAAUUCCAACCAAUCUCCUGGAAAACAGCCAGCUCCCCACAACCAGAAGACCACCCCACAAAGUAUCAACUUCACUCCCAAUAUGUCCAGUGCUCCCGGCUCGGGUAAUCUCGAAUUCAGCGACGACAGUCCAUUCCUUGACUUUGAUCCCGAGGCCGACUUCGGCGACGACACCUUCGACUUUGACGAGAACAGCCGCAUGAUCGGCGAAAUUCCCGGAGAGCUACAUGACAAAAGGAAAAGUGUGGAUGGAAAUGGUGAAGACGACGAAGGAGGUGGGAAGCGACGAGAGGGUGAGGAUAAGACUGUCAAAAAGCCAGGAAGGAAGCCCCUGACUUCUGAGCCCACUUCGAAACGCAAGGCCCAAAACCGCGCCGCUCAACGAGCCUUCCGUGAACGCAAGGAGAAGCACCUCAAAGAUCUAGAAACCAAGGUCGAAGACCUGGAAAAGGCCUCGGAAUCUGCCAACCAUGAAAAUGGCCUUUUAAGGGCGCAAGUCGAGCGUCUACAAGUCGAAUUGAAGGAAUACCGCAAGCGGUUGUCUUGGAUCAGCAGUAAUGGCUUGAUGAGAUCGCAACCGAUCAUGGCGAACCAGGGACGGAAUCCGAGUGUUAAUAACCACAAUGAUUUCCAGUUCGAGUUCCCCAAGUUUGGUGAUCUUCCACCAAUGACUGCGACGAACCUGUUUGGCAAUUCGAACCCGAACUCGCAGAAGCAACAGACUAUCAAUGCGUCGAGACCGGCCACCCUUCCUAAUUCAAGCAUCUCUCCAGUCAAUCCAAAUUCCAAUGCCCACCGUUCCACCUCUAGCUCGCAGAAUCAACCCACCAGGUUUGGAUCUUUGAGCCAGUCACCUAUAAAUAACACAUACUCAGCAUCUCCUCCACCUCUGAAGGAGCAGCAGGGAAGCGUUGAUAGCCUAUCUGGAUUGUUCAGCCCAUCCAUCCUGGAAGCCAGUCAACAUGCCUCGCUGGGUGGAUACUUUCCCCAAAGCGCCUAUGGUACCACAAACCAAAAUGCCCGUACCAGCCUAGACAAUGGCGCGAUAGGCAACAAUUCGGGAGUCUACUCGAACCACAGUCUGUCAACUUCCGAUUCUCCCAGUUCCUCCACCGAGUCUCAAAACGCCACUUCGUCUAUCGGCACCUCUCCUGAGCCGAGUCUGAAUUCUCCGGCCAAUAAGUUGAACGAGCACACUCUCAAUCCUAUACGUGAAGAGAAUCAACUUUCUUUUGGCGGUAAGGACUACCUCUGCAACCAACUCCAACUGGCUUGUGGCUGCGCGGAUGACCCAAUACCUCCUAUCUUGAAUAUGUCUAACGGGAAAUCGUUAGGCUACGCUACCACCCCUGGUUUCGAUGCGAAUGGCAUCCACUGGCUUGCUCAGCAGAACAACAACGGCUUUGAUCCCAUCCUAUUUGGCGAUUAUCGCGAGACACAGGACAACAUCCUGUCACAAGAUUUUGGCGCUUUCUUCAACGAUGCCUAUCCCCUUCCUGACUUGGGCAGCCCUCUGCAUAAUUACAACGACCUCUCCACCGAAAAUGCUCCCAAGACUGAUUUAUUGAAACAAGUUGAGGAGGCCAAAAAUGGCAAUGAAGAAGUUGUUCCCAACAACGACAAACCUAUGACUUGCAAUAAGAUAUGGGAUCGCUUGCAAUCGAUGGAGAAAUUCCGAAACGGCGAGAUUGACAUUGACAACCUGUGUAGCGAGCUCCGUGCCAAGGCGAAGUGCUCUGAAGGUGGCGCCGUGGUCGACAAGAAGGAUGUUGACAAGAUCUUGGGCGCCGCGAAAUGA